AUGCCCUUAUCGACAUAUUUCGCGGCGGUUCCUGGAACUUCAUUGACAUUUGAUGGCGCCAAUAUUAUACUGGAUGAGAAUUAUAAGCUGCCAGGAAAUGAUGAUUUUGAAGCUAAUCUGGGAAAUUCGAGAGUACUGAGAGAUUUAGUUUUCACAGCAGAGGGAAGUGAAAUGGUUUUAGUGCUAGGAAGUUCAAGCUCCUUGCUGCUUGAGGCUCUUUCUAGUAAUCAAAGACAGCGUUAUUUUCCAGAGGGAUCAGUGAGAUUCAAAACAGGAGACUAUUGGAGAUAUCUGAAGGAAAGUUCUCAAGUGAUAUACAGUAAUGAGGGAGAUGUCCAUUUUCCACAUCUCACUGUGCAGCAAACAAUCGACUUCGCACUUAGUUGCAAAUACAAUGCUCCAAAAAUACAAAAGAACCAGUUGCGAGAUGAAUUGUUACAGGAAUUUGGAUUGUACCAUGUCAGGAACACUCGAGUAGGGAACGACUAUGUGCGUGGAAUCUCGGGAGGUCAGCGCAGAAGAGUUUCAAUAAUUGAGACGUUCAUCGCCAACGGUUCUGUGUAUCUUUGGGACAAUUGUACUAAGGGUCUGGAUUCCUCAACCGCGCUAGAUUUCUUGACUAUCUUGAGAGAUAUGACGAAAAGGAGUAAAUCAGUAAGUUUAGUGAGAAUAUCACAAGCCAGCGACGAGAUUGUUUCGAAAUUUGAUAAAAUCUUGAUGCUCUCUGAGGACCAUCAAGUUUUCUUUGGGACAAUGGAGGAGUGCUUGCAUCACUUUGAAAGCACCCUGCAAAUUGCUAGAAAUCCUAAUGAUAGUAUCAUAGAAUAUCUGACAUCAAUCCUUAGACAUUCCUCUGAUAUCAGCAGGGCGCCUAAGGUCACAUUAUCCGAGGAGCAGCUGUAUAGGGCUUGGGAGAGGUCCAGGAACUACCAGUACUGGAAAUCUAAAGUGAAGUACGAUAGUACCGAUAACGAAAUCAUAUCGAUAUCGGCAUGUGUUGCGCAAAAGGACGGCGUUGGGAUGUUGGGUCAAUUAAGCACCUGUACGAAGCGAGCUUUCCAAAGAAUCGCAGCAGAUAAAUCUUCCAUGAUAGCAGAAUUUAUUUCUGUCACCGUGCAGGCUCUUGUUAUCGGAUCACUAUUCUAUAAUAUUCCUCUGACUACAAUUGGUUCAUUCUCUCGAGGAUCGCUCACUUUCUUUUCUCUCCUAUUUUACACAUUCAUGGCUUUAACUAAUCUUCCCAAUGACUUUCAGAGACAGGGCAUUAUCAAGAAGCAACUGCAACUUAACUUUUACAGCAGGUGGAUCGAAGCUCUGGCAUCAAUUAUUUGCGACUGCACUUUCAAAAUGGUAUUGGUGAUAACCUUUACUCUGAUCCUCUAUUUCCUGGCGCAUUUUCAGUACAAUGCAUCGAGAUUUUUCAUUUUCCUGCUGUUUCUAGCAGUUUACAAUUUCUCGAUGGUCAGUUUGUUUUCGUUCAUAGCAUACAUUGCUCCGACUGUCGCUAUCGCCAAUACAAUCGCCGGCAUACUUCUGUUGGCGAUUGCCAUGUAUGCGUCCUAUGUGAUUUAUUUGAGUGCCAUGCAUCCCUGGUUCGUUUGGAUAGCUUAUUUGAAUCCUGCGAUGUACGCUAUGGAAGCGAUCUUGAGUAAUGAGUUAUUCAAUUUGAAACUUGAUUGCUCGGAGUCCAUUGUACCCAGGGGUUCAACGUACAACAAUGUGAGUUUCAAGCACAAAGCAUGUGCUUGGCAAGGUGCAACUUUGGGGAAUGAUUUUGUUCGCGGUCGCGAUUAUUUAAAUUCGGGACUUCAUUAUAGCUAUGAUCAUGUUUGGAGAAAUUUUGGGAUUAUCCUUGGUUUCUUAUUCUUUUAUUUGGUGAUUUCGCUUGUGGCGGCAGAGUAUAUUAAACCACUAUUCACAAGGAGACAUGCUGGGGUCUUAAGAAGACUUCUGAAUUUUAGAAACAUAAAAAAAGAUAACUUGGAGGAAAAACGCCCUAUCCGCAAUGCCGACUCUAUGACUAUGCCUUCUUUGGAAUCAUCAACAUCUUCGGAGUCUACUGAUUCAAUCACUUACCUGGGCGGUGUGAAGAAAUACCAGCCAACCGCUCAUGGCAAUUUCAGCGAAAAUGCGCCGGCAGUUCAUGUUGUAACCUGGAAAGAUGUUAGAUUCUCAAUUGGAGACAAAAUUAUAAUCAACAACACUUCGGGAUAUGUAAGCAGCGGGUUAACUGCGCUGAUGGGAGAGUCAGGAGCAGGCAAAACCACCCUACUGAAUAUUCUCUCUCAAAGAACUAAAGGCGGUAAGCUUGAAGGCCAAAUUCUGGUUGAUGGGAAGAUCAUUAGUGAUAUUGGUGCGUUCAGAAGAAGCAUAGGUUUUGUUCAGCAGCAGGAUGUUCUCUUACAGGGACUUACAGUGCGAGAGACACUGGAAGUUUCCAGCACACUGAGAGGUGAUAGUGAUAUGGAAUAUAUUCAUACAGUUGCCGCGAUGCUCGAUUUAUCAUUCAAUAAACUCGUCGUGGAUCUCUCGCCAACCGAACGAAAGCUUCUUUCUAUUGGGGUUGAAUUAGUAACAAAGCCAUCGACAUUGUUGCUUCUAGAUGAACCAACCUCGGGUCUUGACCCUCAUGCUGCCCUGACGAUUGUCAAGUUUCUGAAGGAGCUCUCUUUACGGGGCCACGCCAUCCUAUGCACUAUUCACCAGCCAAGCAAAAGUGUUUUCGAGCAUUUCGAUUCCAUUUAUUUACUCCAAGGAGAAGGUAAGUGCGCUUAUUUUGGUCCUGCAGAUCGCGUCUGUAACUAUUUCACAACGAAGGAUCGUCAUCUUAAGUAUCGUCCAGAGCAAAACCCAGCUGAGUUCAUAAUUGAUGCAGUAGGGAACUCCAGGCGACAACUGGAUGACUUACACGAUGCUUCAGGAAUAAUGACGGCCAAUUACGAUUGGUCAACUGUUUGGAUGGACUCGAAUGAAAAUCAACGCGUGCUGAAGAUAGCCCAGGAUCUCGAAGUGAAGGCCAAUUUAUCGGCACUGGACCUUUCCAAAACUUCUCAUACAAACAAGCCCUUUUUGAAACAGUUGCUUGUGAUCACUAAAAGACAAUACUUGUGUAUUAGGCGUGAUAAAAGCUAUGUGGUUUCCAAGUUCCUUUUGAACGGUGGAGCUGGACUGUUCAUUGGCUUUUCAUUCUGGAAAACGAAGCAUAACAUUGAUGGGUUACGAAAUGCUAUCUUCUUGUGCUUCAUGUCCCUUUGUGUUUCCUCUCCACUCAUAAAUCAGGUACAGGAUAAGGCUUUGGAAUCCAAAGAGGUGUAUCUUGAGAGGGAAGCAAGCUCAAACACUUAUCAUUGGAGUAUUCUUCUGUUGGCUCAGCUGCUGGUAGAGAUACCAUUGGCUAUCGCUAGUUCCACCGUUUUUUUUCUAUGCUGCUAUUUCUGUUGCGGAUACGACUCCUCGCCUCAAAUCGCUGGCGUCUUUUACUUCAAUUACAUCCUGUUUUCAGUUUACUACCUCUCAUUUGGGCUGUGGCUGAUCUAUUCUGCGCCAAAUGCGCAGACGGCUGCAGUCUUUGUGGCAUUCCUUUAUAGUUUCACUGCCUCCUUCUGUGGUGUCAUGCAGCCAUACGACCUUUUUCCAGGAUUUUGGAAAUUCAUGUAUAGGGUUUCUCCCUACACAUACUUUGUUGAUACUUUUGUCAGUUUGCUACUGCAUGAUAGGCCUGUUAUUUGCGACACUGAUGAAUUAGUCCCUACAUCGCCAUCAGAUGGACAAACUUGCGGAGAGUUUCUGAAAGCCUUUGUCGAAGAAUAUGGUGGUGCGAUUAAAAAUCCUUCUUCGCGCACCGUAUGCGCAUAUUGCCCUUAUAAAGUUGGCGACGAUUUUCUGCGGCAACAGCACAUGAGCUUCGAUAAUAGGUGGCGGAAUUUCGGCGUGCAAUGUGCCUUCAUCUCAUUCAACGUUGCAGCAAUGUUCGUCGGAUUUUAUCUGGUACAUGUCAAGAUUGUUUGGCAUGCAGUGUCAAAAUUACCACGAAGAAUACUUGGACGAAAAGUUCCCGGAGUCCUAUGA
Torulaspora globosa is the source of this 4068-nucleotide messenger RNA. It is a transcript of the gene PDR11, whose product is annotated as ATP-binding cassette multidrug transporter PDR11. Gene Ontology annotation, cellular component: membrane. The record is from RefSeq and is a predicted model, not a curated record. Bases 1 to 4068 code for a protein of 1355 amino acids. The transcript has a single exon. Gene Ontology annotation, molecular function: ATP hydrolysis activity; ATP binding; ABC-type transporter activity. Gene Ontology annotation, biological process: transmembrane transport. NCBI's taxonomy places the organism in Eukaryota, Fungi, Ascomycota, Saccharomycetes, Saccharomycetales, Saccharomycetaceae.